Messenger RNA from Trypanosoma rangeli, 2403 nucleotides. RefSeq lists its product as uncharacterized. Gene Ontology annotation, molecular function: protein binding. The record is from RefSeq and is a predicted model, not a curated record. The transcript has a single exon. The coding region runs from base 1 to 2403 and encodes 800 amino acids. Lineage: Eukaryota; Euglenozoa; Kinetoplastea; Trypanosomatida; Trypanosomatidae.
AUGUCAACGUCAAAGGUGCUUCUUGCGGACGGCACGGAGGGUCUUUUGAACCGAGGCGAGUCGUAUUGUAGUUUGGCGUCCAUCAACGGCGCUGUUUGGGCUCUGCGCUCAUGCGGAGAGUACGUUGACGUGCUUGAUUCCCAUGGAAGUGAUGUGCUGGACUCGGUGCAUCUGCCGGAGAGGUGCGGAGCGAUUCGGACUGCAGCGAAUAAAUUAUGGCUCCUCACACGCAGUGGUCACAUCAUCCUAUGUGACAUGAGCGGUGUGCUGAUUGGUGUGCUUAAUGCGGGCCUGGGAAGAAUCGAUAAUUUACACACCUUUGAGAGUUGUCCUUUAUUUUUUGUGACUAGCCAGAAAGGUGCCUUUCAAACGUGGGAUUUGGAACAAAUGGCGGUACGUCGUGUGUUCCCGUGUGAGGGCGCCGACAUCCUUGCGGUCUUUCCCGUCAACUCUGAGGCGCUAUUAUUAACUGUACAGGAGGACCGAAUGGCACUCUGGGGAGAGAAGACCUCUUGCCCUGUAUGUGUACACACCGUGGAGUCUGCUACCACGGCUGUGUUGGUGAGCGCACAACGUGAGACGGCGCAUGCCAACUCCUGCUGGGUGGGGGGGAAACAAUGGAUAACUGUAUUUCAUAUACUGGAAACUAUUAAUGGUAGGGCAGCUUUCAAAAAGGAGCGAUUGAUCCCAUGCGCAAGGGUGCAACAGCUUGUCUCAAUGUCUUUAACACGUAUUGUGUCGUUUGAUGCGGAGUUUUUGGUGACGGUCUGGGAUUCCUGCAGCUGCACACCUCUAAGGCUUUUUAAGGUUAAUUCUGCAAUGGGAAUUGGGCGUGAUACUGUCGUCGCUGGCCUGUUUCUGACCGGUGUCGUUCGUGUGGCGAACCUUUGGAUGCUUUGUGGGAACCUGCGUCUUUCAUGGGCAGAUCAGGGCAUAGACGAUGGUGAAAUACAGGCAGGUGCCUCGGUGAUGGCGACAGCUGCGGUGCUUCGGGGCGAGAACACACACCUGCGCAAGAAGAACGUGUGUCUGCUGGAAAUGAUGGACGCAUAUCGUCAAAAGGUGGUGGAGAUUGUCUCUAACCCCACCAGCGAGAGGGCGAGCGUGGCUGCAACGGUUCUUGCGCUUGACAAGUGCCUUGCUGAACAAGUGUCAGUCCUCCGGUCGGAGGAUGAUAAACCGCACAGUAUGAGCAGGCUAAGGAGCCUGAGAGAUCAGGUGGAGUACUGGCAGGAAAAGUACAAGGUGGAGAAGGAGCGAAACAGGCUAUUGUUGUGUGAUCUUCGUCUGGCUGUGGGGCACCUGAAAGAAAGUGGGUUUGACUCGAGGGUUGACGUGCAGUUGGCCAACCUUUUGGCUCUAAAUACCGCCUCUCAGGCGAGAGAGUCUGAGCUUCGUAGCCGUCUGCUUCAGUUGGAGGUAGAACUGCACAAACUAGACAUUGUGGACAGCAGUGACGUCUAUCCCUCGCAAGAUUCGCAGGAUGAUGGCAACCGGCAACGCGCCCGCGUUCAAGAACUUGAGAAAGAACUUCAGAGUGCUUUGGAGGCGAGUGAGGAGGCUGCAAGAGCGCAGCAGGAAUUCCUAAACCUCGCCGAGGUGGUAGAGGGAUUGGAGAGGUCUCUGCACACGGAACGAUGCAAAGUGGCCACCCUCACUGGGCAUGUGUCUAUGCUGGAACGAAAAGACGAAAAAAUGCUUCAUACACUAACGUACCUUCAAGAAGAGCUUAACAAAACUCAGCGUGAAAAAGACGGAUGCAACGAAUUGUUGAAUCGGGUUCAAGUUGAGGCUGAUGAAAAUGAAAGACGAGCAUUUUUGGCUCUUGCGGAAACUCGGGAGGAGUUGCAGCUAUUGCGGCGGGAGUUGCAGAAGUUGGAAGGCAGCAGGUAUCUGGCGUCAACGGUUUCCAUUCGGGAUACCGAGAUUGUGGGGCUUAAGAAGCAAUUAAAGUGUGUAAGGGGGAUGCUAUUAACGCGGCAUGAAGAAUCUCGUACAGUCACCACCGCAUGUGAUUCCAUGGUGGGCAUCAUACAGUCAAUGCAGCAGGAGUCUCAACUAACGCGACUGGUGAACACGGUGGAGGACAUUGACACACGCUUGGAACGUCUGAGCUCUUCAACAAAAAUGUGGAUGGAGAGGGAGGAUCAGAUCGCUGCUAGAGACGACGAAAUCCUUGUGUUGAAGAACUGUGUACAGUCACUGGAGAGUCGUAUGCGGCAUGUUUCGUCGUUAUUUCAGCACAUCCCUUACAGUGUUGAGGGUGUCGAAUCGCUGCUGCUGGAGCUGAAUGAGUACCGGCGGCGGUAUGGUAGGAGUGAGGAGAUCGAGGAGUUGGUGGCGUUGCGCUUGUUGGAGUUGGAAGCGCCACGCAACGGUGAUAGCGCCGCGGAAGAAUCAUAA